Tarenaya hassleriana is the source of this 1604-nucleotide messenger RNA. RefSeq names its product probable S-adenosylmethionine-dependent methyltransferase At5g37970. The coding region runs from base 413 to 1507 and encodes 364 amino acids. The transcript has 3 exons. NCBI's taxonomy places the organism in Eukaryota, Viridiplantae, Streptophyta, Magnoliopsida, Brassicales, Cleomaceae. Gene Ontology annotation, molecular function: S-adenosylmethionine-dependent methyltransferase activity. Gene Ontology annotation, biological process: methylation. The record is from RefSeq and is a predicted model, not a curated record.
AAAUACCCAAAAUUCAUUUUACAUCCCGAUGUAUACCAUGAACAAGUACACGCAUGAGGUGCAUUGUAUACAGCUAUAAUCAGAUCUGUAUUAUUCAUCAAGAGUAUAUGCUAGAGAGAAGGAGAACAUAAACCCUAGUACAGACACGAAGAAGAAGAUGGAAAGAAAAUUAUGCACAGAAUAUACAUGUUGCCAUAUGCGUGUAUGUUCCCUUAUAUAACCAAGUUGCCCACCAUUGUUUGUCAACAACUACUUUUUUUGCCCAUUAAAUGAUUUCUAAAGACUUUUCCUUUACCCACUAGAAACCGGCCGUAUCCUCGUUAUCUGAUGGCCAACUUUCGGCUAUAAAUUGAAUUGAAACUCAAAGCAAAAAGUUAUCUCACAAGAAAUUUCAGAGUCCGGUUGGAGAGAAAUGGCGAACAGGAUGCCGACGUCAAUUCAUUCUUAUCCCAUGAUCGGUGGCGACGGUCCACAUAGUUAUAUUCGUAAUUCUUCCUACCAAAAAGCCGCAAUCGAGAGUGUAAGAACAAAGACAAGAGAAGCCAUUUUAGCAAAAACCCCAAACUUUGACCUAAACAUUUACAAAAUAGCGGACUUCGGUUGUUCUGUCGGAUCCAACACAUUAGAUGUUGUCCAAAACAUUAUAGAAACCUUGAAACUCAAACGGCAACAAGAAGAAAACAAAGGAGAUAACAACGAACACCCCGAGUUCCAUGUUUUUUUCAACGAUAAACCCGACAAUGACUUCAAUACUCUCUUCAAAACCCUACCUCAGUAUUACCUCGACCGUGAAGUUUUUGCAUGUGGUGUUCCCGGUUCCUUCUACCACCAACUGUUCUCGAGAAACAGUCUUCAUAUCGGACACACUUCUAAUACACUCCAUUGGCUCUCAACCACUCCGGAAGAUGUUUGCAACCAAAACUCACAAGCUUGGAACAAAAACAGCAUACAUUGUACCAAUCUAGUCAAUGAAGUGACUCAAGCUUACAAGAAGCUAUUUGAGAAGGAAAUUGGAGCUUUCAUUGAAGCCAGAACUCAAGAACUUGUUUCUGGAGGAUUGAUGAUCAUUUUGGGUUGGUGUCUACCCGAUGGUGUAAAGAUGAUUCGGACAUGGAAAGGUGUUGUCUUUGAUAUGAUCGAAGAUUGUUUGAUUCAUAUGGCCAAAUCGGGGAUAACAAGCGUGGAAAAGGUGGAAUCUUUCAACUUGCCAAUAUACUUCCCACAGUUUAACGAAUUGAAGGAGGUGAUGGAGAAAAAUGGGUGUUUCACCAUUGAGAUUAUGGAAGAAGUGAAGCAUCCUAUGGAGGAUAUGCCGCUAAGCAACGACUUCAUCGCCUCCAUAUUUCGAACUACCAUGCACGGAGUCAUAGAAGAACAUUUCGGAGAUGGCGUGGUUGAUGAACUCCUUGAUCGAUUUGCUAAGGAAUUGACCAAACACCCUAUUGAUUUCAAAGACUGUCAAAAGGAUAUGCAAUACUUUAUCUUUCUUAAGCGAAAGACUGAUUAAUAAAGUUUUGUCGUCAGUCGUAUUGUGAUUGUAAUAAUGAUUAUAUUUGUCAGCCCUAUAAUCGCUGGAAUAAACAAUAAUAACCACCUUACACCUU